Molecule: messenger RNA, 2463 nt
Organism: Penicillium brasilianum
Lineage: Eukaryota; Fungi; Ascomycota; Eurotiomycetes; Eurotiales; Aspergillaceae
Source: the annotation of a GenBank genome assembly
GGAAUCGGCAGUUGACAAGAUUGUUGAUUCCCGCACCGCCUGUUCCCGCCCAUCUCCUCAUGGAAACGACGACCCCACCGACGCCUCCCGACUUCCAGGCGUUGCAAAGCAGUGGAUCGCACGGAAGACCAGCAUCGCAAAAACAGCAAUAUAGCGGCUGUCCUUUCCCUCCAUCAGUACCCCACGGACACAUAGUUCCAGCGCCUCCACCCGUUACUCAGGCCUGACUCAUGUGGGGUUGCGAACCCAGUUUCUCGAAUUGCCGCGCCCGCUGAGUUGUCCCCACCGCGCCCGCGGACGAAUCGCGAUCCACAGCCCGGGGAGGUCGGCAGAGCGACGUCCCUUCGAGAUGCCGAUUUGUAUGAGAAAGCAUGAGGACUGGGCGUGACGCUGGGAUCCGAGCCAGGCCGCUCGCUCAGGGUGGCCCGUUUUGCGUGCUCUCUUGUGCUCAGCUGAUGAUGGAAUUGCGGCGAUGACGACGAUAGUCUGGUACUCUACCCGUGUGGAUCGUGCGAUGGGCGUUGAGAAGUCCUCGGCGCCUGGUUUUUGGUCUCUUGUUCUUCGGGGAUCAAGGGGUAUGACCCCACAACUUGAAGUAUAAGGAGGGGAGUGUACCCCGGGGGGUUCAUUUGGGCUGUGAACAUAUUGGAUAUAUUGACCAGACUGCUCGCUUUGGUUUCAACCGUUCAAUUGAAGUAUAUCGAUCCAUCAUGCCUUCCACAAGUGACCUCGCCGAUCCCAAGGAGUAUCAGAAGAUCCUCCACUGGGCAGAGACACAACAGGACGGGGCAAUUCCUUCCUUUGCUACGAGACGGAAUGAUCCUUAUGAGUACCAAUCCGGGUUUGGAAACUCUUUCGAGUCAGAAGCAGUCCCUGGAACCAUUCCCCAAGGCCAGAACAGUCCUCGUAACGUCCGUUUCGGUCUCUAUGCCGAACAGAUCACUGCCACGGCAUUUGUGGCCCCGAGACAUGCGAACAAGAAGGCGUGGCUAUACCGGGCCCGUCCCGCAGUCGCGCACCAGGGCUUUACCGAGCUCCCAGAUAACAAGGACACCGAGUCCAACUUCCUCCCCUUGAACCCUCGCAUUCACGUCUCCCCCACCCAGCUCGCAUGGCACCCCUUCGAGAUCCCCGAAAAUGAGGAAGUCGAUUUUGUCUCCGGUCUGAAGACUGUAGCUGGCUCGGGUGAUCCAACACUGCGCGAGGGUCUGGCAACUCACGUUUACGUCGCUAAUACCAGCAUGAAGAAGAAGGCCUUUGUCAACUCGGACGGAGAGUUCCUCAUUGUUCCACAGCAGGGCGCACUCGAUAUUCAGACCGAGUUUGGACCCCUGUUCGUGCAGCCCGGCGAGAUCGUCGUUAUCCAGCGUGGCUUGCGCUUCCGCGUGGAAGUACCUGACGGGCCCUCGCGUGGUUAUAUCCUUGAAGUUUGGGGUACUUGCUUCGAACUGCCAGAGCUUGGACCUUUGGGUGCCAAUGGUUUGGCGAAUGCGCGAGACUUCCUGAGCCCCGUUGCUCAAUAUGAGAUUUCCCAGGAGCCCUGGGAGAUUGUGUAUAAGCUUGGUGGCAAGUUUUUCAAGAGCACGCAGAACCAUAGUCCAUUCGAUGUUGUCGCCUGGCAUGGAAACUACGUCCCUUAUAAAUAUGAUCUCACCAAAUUCGUCAAUGUGGGCUCCAUCUCCGUUGACCACAUUGACCCGUCUAUUUUCUGUGUUCUCACAGCCAAGUCGCGCGACUUGACUUCGCCGUUGGCGGACUUGCUGACCUUCUCCCCGCGAUGGGACGUUGCAUCCCACACCUACCGUCCUCCAUACUACCAUCGCAAUGUCGCUUCCGAACUAAUGGGUCUUAUCUACGGCGAGUACGGCGGUCGCUCUGACGCUUUCAAGCCGGGUAGCGUUUCCUUUGAAUGCGGAAUGGUUCCCCAUGGUGUGGCUUACGAAGAAUUCAAAGCGGCAAGCGAGCAGGCGCCGCCCGUGAUGCAAAUCUCCGAGGCCUCGAUCGCGAUCAUGUUCGAGUCCAGCCGGCCGUUCACAAUUACUGAAUAUGCGUGGAACAGUGAUAAGAAGCAUGAGCAUGAACCCAAGAUGUGGGAUAACCUGGUGGAUAACUUCUCCAAGCAUGCAAAGGAGGUGGAGGAUAUACUGGCGAAGAAGGCCAAGAACUUGUCUGUAUGAUAAAAAGAUUGAGUGGCAGGAGAGGUAUGAUAGCCUUGAUGCGUCUGAUAAUCAGCAAUUAGCCUAUUUUCAUUUGCACAAAGUUUGUUUUGUUUCACAGUUCGAGGCUGAGUUCUCCAUGGUGCUAUGCUUGACCGACAAUUGACUAGAACUGGCUUUAUCGAGCUUGCAACUGCAACGACACGGCUAGGGAUAAAUCGGUCUGGAACAAAAGAAGGAAGGUAAUCAAAGAAAAGCGAAGAUCAUGCGAGCCGUCUUUACUUAUUUGUCUGCGAUUUUAAAAACC